GUAACCCAUGGUUUCAUGCAGGCGAUGACUCCUCAGCAUCCUUUCGGCGAGCGAACAGCCUCCGCUGCCAGCCGCCCCUCUUCUGCUGGCCGCAUCGUGACGCUGCCUGGCCAACAGCCUCCAAAGGUGAGCCCGGAGGCCGGUGGAACUGGUGGCUACGCAAUCCGACGUCCCUCCGUGGCAACAUAUGCCGGUUACGAGGACAGAGCUCGCAGAACAAGUUGUUCGAACGUUGGGGAUGUGAUGGCCCCGAAGUCCGUGAACAGCCUUCGAGCCCAGGUCAAUGGCAUCCGCUCCAGUGCUGUAGUCGCCGAUGCGGACGCCAUUUGCCGAGCGCGGGGCAGGCGCCCGUCUGUCGUGGAGGUCCACUCUUUUGGCUCCACAGGUCCGUUGAUGGGCUAG
This is a messenger RNA of Effrenium voratum, 402 nucleotides long. The record is from the annotation of a GenBank genome assembly. Lineage: Eukaryota; Dinophyceae; Suessiales; Symbiodiniaceae.